Molecule: messenger RNA, 1059 nt
Organism: Rhizopus microsporus ATCC 52813
Lineage: Eukaryota; Fungi; Mucoromycota; Mucoromycetes; Mucorales; Rhizopodaceae
Product: hydroxymethylglutaryl-CoA lyase
Exons: 5
Coding region: 37-1059 (340 amino acids)
Biological process (GO): L-leucine catabolic process; ketone body biosynthetic process
Molecular function (GO): hydroxymethylglutaryl-CoA lyase activity
Source: RefSeq, a predicted model, not a curated record
GUGAAACGAGAAAUAUAUAUCUCUAUUAUCUUAACCAUGUACUCCAUGUCAAGAUUGUCUGUAGUUAAUGUAGCUAAAAGUUUGCUUCCAUUAGCCAUGAAGCGAAACUUUGCUACGGCUCAUCGUGUUAAUGGUGAAUUUGUAAAGAUUGUCGAAGUGGGUCCAAGAGACGGUUUGCAGAAUGAAAAGACACUAGUACCUGCCUCUGUAAAGAUCGAGUUGAUCGAAAGACUUGCUAAUAAUGGCUUACCUGUUGUUGAAGUUACCAGUUUUGUUAGUCCCAAGUGGGUUCCUCAGAUGGGAGACAAUAAAGAAGUAUUUACAUCCAUCCAAAAGAAACAGGGCGUUGGCUAUCCUGUGUUGACGCCUAACCUCAAGGGUCUUGAAGGCGCCGUUGCAUCAGGCGCUCAAGAGGUAGCCUUGUUCACAGCUGCUACCGAAUCGUUCAAUCGCAAAAAUACAAACUGUUCAACCGAGGAAUCUCUAAAGAGAGCUAGAGAAAUCACUAAAAAAGCUUUGGAUCAGAACUUAAAAGUGAGAGGGUAUCUGUCCUGUGUUUUGGGUUGUCCAUAUGAAGGACCUGUUAACCCAGAGAUUGUGGCUUCCAUGGCUAAGGAGCUCUAUGAAGCAGGCUGCUAUGAAAUUAGUUUGGGCGAUACAAUUGGUGUAGGCACAGCUGGAUCCAUGGGUGCCUUACUGGAGCAUGUGCUCAAGGUUGUGCCUGUAGAUGCAGUUGCCGUACAUUGUCAUGAUACUUAUGGCCAAGCAUUGGCAAAUAUAUUGAAGGCCUUGGAGUAUGGUGUACGUGUCGUAGAUAGCUCUGUUGCUGGCCUGGGUGGAUGUCCAUAUGCCCCUGGAGCCAAAGGUAACGUAGCAACAGAAGACGUGGUGUACAUGUUGAAUGGAUUAGGAUAUAAAACCAAUGUUGACCUGGAUGGUUUAAUCGAGACAGGUCAAUGGAUUUCUGAAAAGUUAGGUAGACCCACUAGCUCCAGAGCAGGUGCUGCAUUAAUGCUCGCUAGAAAGCGUAAACAAGAAUUAGAAAAGUCAAAAUUAUAA